AUGCUUACAGAGAAAAAAGACACGUCUAAAGGCGAUCUUUUGAACGAUUUUUUGUUUUUAGGAAACGAUGAGGAAGCUAGGGAUAGCGCCGGCGAUAGCGGCCCUCGAGAGGGCAGUCGCAACGUAAGUAGUAGUUCUGAUGCUAUUGAUGCUGCAGACCUAUUUGACCAGUAUAUUAAUAAGGAUAUGUUGAUGGAAUCGAUAGAGGACGAUUCUUCUCCUGGUUUACUCAAAUUGGAUUUUGUGUCCCCUGUGAAGAUGGAAAACCAGCUACGUACGAAUGUUGAUUUAUUGAAGUUAGAUACUGAUGAAAUUAUGGAUGUGAAUGAGCAUGAGGAUGUUGACGAUCAGAUGAAUGCUUCUGGCGGUGUUACAGAUGUCCACGACGAUUUGACUAGGGAAAAUGUCGAACAAUGGAAACUGGGAGAUGAGAAACAUAGCAGUAAUAACACCGGAGUGCCAAUGCAGAAUCUUACAUAUUACCAACAAAGUGAACGGUUACUUACCCAUGGGAUGGAAUUUGGUAGAACACGUCCUUUCAAGACGGUAUAUUUGAACCCAACUGAUUUUCUCCCCAAGGAUGAUGAUGAUAUCUCAUUGCCAUACAAAUUGAAUGUAGAUGGAAUCCCCUCUGUAUCUAGAGUGGAAACUCAAAUUAAAGUCAACGUCUCGAUUUCCCCUCCACCUCCACAGUAUAUGAUCCAUUUACCGACAGAUAGUAUAACGAAACAGAAGCUUUAUUUGACUCACGAUAUAACAGAGUACCCCAUCGAGGUGAGGAGGCAGAUGUUGUUUUUGGAGACUUUUUUGCUUUGCUCGUCAACAAAUAAGACCACAUACGUUUGUGCCAGGUGUGUGAAAAGAGAACAACGUAGAGCUGCGAGACGGAAAUCUGGUGUAAGUGAUAAUCUGCUUUGGUGUAACAACGAUAACAAGAGAGCUAUUGUUUUUAAUAGCAAACAAGUCCUCUUAAUGAAAGAACAUGAAUGCAAUGAAAACUCUAAAAAUUUCUCUUUGAUGACCCGUAUCGUAUGUUACUGCAGACAUCAUAAGGAGCCAGAAGGUUUCAAGGUGUUGAUGGUUCUACGAGAUGCAGAUGAUAAUAUCUUGGCAAGAACAGUGACAAACAGUAUUGUUAUUAUGGAUAAAAAGACGACAAGCAAGGGUAAAUCUAGUGACAACCGUACCAGCGAUGGUUAUGUCAAGGAUGAAGAUUCUAUGACAGGACAAGCCAGCGAUUAUAGUAACUCCGAAUCCUACGUGAGUAUGAAAGCUGAGGACUCUUCAGCGCCAGUACGGCUUUCUAUACCAAAAGGUAUGCCCUCUCCAACUUCCAUUACGGAGGAUUCUUCAGAAAAUGUCCAUACCGACCAUGGUCCAGUAAACCCGACUACUCCUGGCUUUUUCCACUCUUCUGCAGCUGCCUCGGCAAGAACGAAUGGUUAUAAACGUCCAAGAAGCUCUAUAGACGGUACCAAUAAGUCAGAACGCUCGUUGUCUAAUUCUUCAACCUCAGUAACUACAGCUUUGGAUGUUUCUUCUUCGAUAUCUGGUCCACCUCAUUCUUUGUUACAAAAUAAACAACCAAACUUGUUAUCUCAAAUGGGGUCUGUGAAACCUGCUGCUGCAGGUAUCGCAGCACCAGUACAACAACAACAGGCAGCUUUUCCAAGGCCUAACGUGCUAGUGCAGCAGAUGGGUUCGUCUACAACGAAUACUGUUCCCGAAUCCGGCCCAAAACCAUUUAUUCAACGUGUUAUUCCUGCUCAAGGUCCUAUCAAAGGUGGCAUCGAAGUGACACUAUUGGGUUCCAAUUUCAAACCUAAUAUGAUUGUUAAAUUCGGCGACAAUAGAGCUUUAUCUACUCAGUGUUGGAGUGAAAGUACCAUCGUUACAUAUUUACCACCAACUUCGAAACCGGGUCAAGUACUAGUUUCUGUUUUCGAAAGAGAAGAUCAUGGUAAUGAACAACUGUUGGGUAACAUGUCAAACAGUAGGGCUAUUUUUACAUACGUGGACGAUACCGAUCGUCAAUUGAUUGAACUAGCUUUGCAAAUCGUGGGACUCAAAAUGAAUGGUAAAUUGGAAGAUGCAAGAAACAUUGCCAAGAGAAUUGUUGGAAGUGAUGGUGGCUCCUCGAAUGGUUCGACACCAAGUUCAAACAUCUCGCCCUCGACGAACUAUAACGCUGACUCAUAUGCCACUAACUCCAGCAACCAGGUAUACUACUCAGACGAAAUGUUAAUAUUGAAAGUCGUGAAAUUGCUAAACCCUGGCUCGAACCUAUCCAUGUGUAACUCAGAUGGACAAACUAUGUUACAUUUGGCAUGUUUGAAGGGUUACUUCCAUCUGGUUUCUGCCUUGGUCAAAAAAGGUGCUAGAGUUGACGUUACUGAUUCAUUCGGUUUCACACCAUUGCACUUUGCUUGCAUCAACGGUGAUGUCAAGGCUAUCCAACUCUUAGUAGAAUGUAAGGCCAACGUUACAGCAAGGGCAGACAACGGUGUCGAUGCUCUCGAUCUAUACAAGUCGCAGCAUGUUUCGGCUGCAGAGAAAAACAACUCCUACAUCGAAGAUGCUCUGCGCUUAUUGGCCACGCAUGAUGGUGGCAUUGAAAAAAACGAAUUAGAAGACGAGUUGAAAAUGUUUGGAAGAAAAUCAAGCACCUCCAGUUUCCAUUCCAGCGUAUUCGAUGCAGAAUCUUUGGACUCUGUUGAUUACGGCUUCCAAGUUCAUGUUUCCAAGAUGGUGCAGGAUACAUUAUCGGACGAUUCAGAGUACGAAUUCAGUGGUUAUGACGAAAUGAGUGAAUUGGACGAUGAAGUACAGGACGAUACUUCACUAACCAUUGCUCAGCGGGAAUCCCAGUUGCAACUCUCGACAUAUGUGCAUCCCUACAGAGCAGACGGCACUGGUACGACAGUCAAGCCAUCGGAAGAAUUAAGCCAGGAUAACGGUGAAGAGCAAGAAGGCGACAGGUCGGCUCGUACUCCAGAAGGACUACCUAAAUAUGAAGAUUUAUUCCCAGUAUCUGGAUUGAACACAAGCAAGAACAAGGUCACCGAAUUGAGCCUCUCUAUCGUCAGAGAGGCCAGUGUCGAUACUGCUCCGGAUUCACACGAUUCUCAAACUUCAGAAACGUCCGAGGAUGAAGAAGAAGCCCUACAAGUAAGAUUGAACAGAUUCUUCCAACAACGCCAAAACUUCAGAAACGAUAAGAUGUUGAUUUUCUUCUGGAUUCCCGUCAUGGUUAUCCUAUCAUCUGCGUUCCUAGCAUUCCAAUUUGGGAGAGACGGUAACAAGAUUCAUCAUAUCUCGGAAACGGUAUCCGAAAACUUAAGAACUUGGAUGGCAAAAACUUUACUAGGUAACGACAGAAUGAAGGCUGCGUUUAGAGAAUCCAUCCAUAACCUACAAAAUCAUAGACUGCUGGGAGAAGGAAACUACCUGGUCUAG
Molecule: messenger RNA, 3456 nt
Organism: Kluyveromyces lactis
Lineage: Eukaryota; Fungi; Ascomycota; Saccharomycetes; Saccharomycetales; Saccharomycetaceae
Exons: 1
Coding region: 1-3456 (1151 amino acids)
Molecular function (GO): protein binding
Source: RefSeq, a predicted model, not a curated record